AUGGGUUCAGGCAUAGUGAUUGUUGUUCUCGUUUUUUCCUUCAUCUUCUCGUUCUCGAAUGCAAAAGAGGAUUCAUCUGUGCUUUUGAGCUUCAAAAACUCUGUGGAUGAUCCAUCUAAAACUCUGUCCAGCUGGAAUACAAGUGUCAACUUCUGCCGGCACUGGAAUGGCAUAGCCUGCACGGCGAAAGGCCGCGUUUCCGUUCUUGCACUUGAGAAUUUAACACUUCCGGGGUCGCUCUUGGUUUCCACAAUCAACUCUUUGCCCUUCUUACUCGAGCUAUCUGUCUUGGGAAGCAACUUCACUGAUGCUUUGAAUUCCUCCAAACAAGCCUGCUCACUUGAGUUGAUCGAACUGUCGGGUAAUCAAAACAUGUCUUUCACGACCAAUUUUGAUGCUAUGCUAGUCUGCAAAGGUCUAAAGAUUCUCAAUCUUUCAAACAAUCAAAUUGAGGGUAAGAUUCAGGUGCCAAUAGGCAGCGUUUUGGAAGUAAUGGAUCUCUCCAACAACUUCUUUAGUGGGGAGCUUCCCCACUUACUGUUUUCACAGUGCAAGAGAUUGAGAUAUCUAGACCUCUCCCACAAUCAUCUCACCGGAGAACUCCCAGAGGAUCUUUUUAAAAAUUGUACUAAUCUACAGCAAAUCUCUCUGGCCUCCAACAGCUUCCGUGGCACGUCAUUUCCCUCUAUUCACUCCUUACCAUCGCUAGAAUUUCUCGACGCUAGCUUCAACAACUUCACAGGUCCGGUUCCUGCAAUUCAUGAGAACCUCAAGCAUCUUAAUCUUAGCUCAAACAAUUUCAGCACAACCAGGGAAACCUUAUGUCCAUCGCUCAACUCCUCGAGGCUGGAGAGCUUGAUCCUGGUCAACAACAAGCUCACCGGAAGGGUAUUGGACAGCGUCAUGAAUUGCUCUAGCCUUAGGAUGUUGGAUUUGAGCUUCAAUUCGUUAACAGGAGAGAUUCCAAGCAGCAUAUGCAAACAACUUCCCAAGCUCGAGCACUUUCUCGCGUGGGUAAACAACCUCCAGGGGCAGCUUCCCCAAAACCUUGCAUCGUGCAGUAACCUCACCGAGAUCAUCCUCACUUUCAACAAUCUCAGUGGAAACAUUCCACCUGAGCUGUUGUCCAGCACAAAGGGCCUCCAAUGGUUAUGCUUGAGUAAUAGAGUUGCCUGA
Molecule: messenger RNA, 1176 nt
Organism: Selaginella moellendorffii
Lineage: Eukaryota; Viridiplantae; Streptophyta; Lycopodiopsida; Selaginellales; Selaginellaceae
Product: serine/threonine-protein kinase BRI1-like 2
Exons: 1
Coding region: 1-1176 (391 amino acids)
Molecular function (GO): protein binding
Source: RefSeq, a predicted model, not a curated record